ACACGGCCUCAAUUUGUUAUCUCGUUUGUCGGGGCUGUCCAGUUUCAACUACCGAACGAAACACAAUCCAGCAUUACUCGCCGGAAGAGCAAUGGAGUGUGCCGGAAAAGGGAGCCGAACGCCGUGCUCUGGCCCGGCCACCAGGCGCUGCGGACGCUGCCAAGCCGUUGCGUACUGCUCAAUCUCUCACCAGGUUUCACAUUGGAGUGUUCAUAAGGAGGAGUGCGAACGGCUGGAACAACAAAUGGAUGACGCUGAUGUUAUUAGUGAUUUCCCUUUCACAUUCACCGAAGAAGCUACUACAAAGGUGUUUGAUCGCAGCCAAUCAAGGUGUUCAUUCUUGGAAACUCGGGGAGUUCACCGCCUGGGGAUGUGGAUGUGGGAGUGUGCAUGUCGGCCAAAAGUUGAUUCUUUAGAUGUAUUAAGGCAUAGUGAGGGAUGGAAUCUUUCGAGCAUACUAUGCCCUUGCAAAGGGCCAUCCUCACCAAUACUGAAGUGUAUAAGUAGCUGGAAAGAAUACUACGAAUGGAGGUGCAUCCCACUAAAUUCUCCUGUUGCAUUACUUCUUCACUGGCCACUAACAGUGUAUUGGGCCAUUCAACUUGCAAUCAUGAGAAACCUAGUUUCUGAACUUGAGGGUGGUGAACUUCACAUACAUUAUUUAGGUCCAGAAAAAGAGCUUUGCCAACUUGCUAUCUUUGGCGAAUUGCAUGCACUUCUCCCCGGAGUUAAGAUAGACAUAUAUUUUGUUGGAAAUAAAGUUCCACUGGACAGGGAUGGUGACAAAAUUGGGCUUUACAGUUACUGUCGUUGCAUUGACGCAGACUGCGAAUGCAAAUCUAUGAAUGCUAGUUUUGGAUCAUUCUCACCCACAGAUAAAUCUUGUCCAGUGACGUUACAUCUUUGUGCUGGUUAUUAUCACGAUCGUUACAGAGAUCUAUCAAAGGAGUCCUCCCCAAGUAUAAUUAUUGCCCCAAAUGCUGGUAUUGCUGCUUAUAGGAGCUGGUUACCAACAUUAGAAUUGAUAAAGAAGAUUAAAGCUCCGGCAAUUUUCUCUGAUUAUUGCGAAGAAGCUUGUUGUCUAUCAAUGAGUUGUAUAAGCUCAGUAACUGGCUCUGAUCCAAGCUUUCCUAUUCAGUUAAAUCCCUUCAGGCAACCCCUUGCAGUUGAAGACAGUGCUCUGUGUAUUCCUUGCCACUCCAAUUGUUUUCUUUUUGGCAUCUGAAAAGGUAAACGCAGCACGGAGUACUCAGGUUGCUUCAGAUGCACAUUCCCUAUCUUCUUUGUAAUUAUGUCAUUGUGGUGAGGCAGCAAAGGUACGCGUCUCACACCAACCUAUUUCGUUUGGGAGGAAACUCCACUCGUGUCGUACUUCGCUCAAUUUGCCCAAUGGUAAAAUUUGGAGUUUGAGAUUUCUUUGGAUGAAAGUGUGGUGCUUGGCUUUACUAUUUCUGUGUAUAGAAAGUGACCAUGUUAAUAUGUUACUUCCUCCGUCCCAAAUUAUAAUGCCUGUUUAUUAUUCACAUGGUCAAACUUCAUUCACUUUUUUUCUUUAUUUUCAUUAGCAAUUUGAUAAAAUAAAAUAUUGUUGUCACUACUAGUUUUGUAGAUCUUUUGAUGUAGUAUUUUGAUAUGUAAUUUUUAUUUUUUAACUUUAUACAAUUUGUCAUAUAAAAUGAUUUGAAAAUAACUUUCCUCAAACAUCGUAAACCGCAACAGGCGUUAUAAAAUGGGACGGAGGGAGUACUAUAUUGAAACUACAAGCCCAUCCGCACGCUUUAUGUUGUGUAAUGAAUAAGUGGAUGACAGUCAUAUAAUAUAAACUGCAUUUGUGGUGAACAUAAAGAGAACAAAUAGAAAUGAGCAAUUGCUAAUUGCAUCAAUUAAUGUCAUAUACAGACCAUACACAUUCACUCUCCUCCAAUAUGCAAAUUUUAUUUUUCCUGGAAAAUUGAUAUAUAAUCAAAUCAUUUAUUCAUUUUUUCCUACAUGUAAUAAGCUUGUGCUUGUUGUACUUGACCUUGAGCCAAUUGAUUCCAAUGGAGGCUCCUUCCCUCACCUUGCUGGCGGCCACCUUCGUCUUCUCCACCCCUCUCUCAAAUUUCUCGCUCAUUUUCCUCGAAAGCUUCGGGGAUGGCCCACCGAGCCUCGCCGGACGCUCCUCCGCAGCCCUGCGGUAGCCCCCUGCACCGCCCCACGGGUUGUCGUUGGGCGGUGCCAUGGCUGAGAUAUGGUUGUGAAUGCCACCACCACCACCCCAAGGGGAACAAGAUUUUUUUGGGUUCUUUUGAUUUCUUUGGGCAAGAAAAUGUGGGGAUUCUA
Cuscuta campestris is the source of this 2322-nucleotide messenger RNA. NCBI's taxonomy places the organism in Eukaryota, Viridiplantae, Streptophyta, Magnoliopsida, Solanales, Convolvulaceae. The record is from the annotation of a GenBank genome assembly.